Molecule: messenger RNA, 1564 nt
Organism: Schizophyllum commune H4-8
Lineage: Eukaryota; Fungi; Basidiomycota; Agaricomycetes; Agaricales; Schizophyllaceae
Product: Gcd10p-domain-containing protein
Exons: 9
Coding region: 1-1464 (487 amino acids)
Biological process (GO): tRNA methylation
Cellular component (GO): nucleus; tRNA (m1A) methyltransferase complex
Source: RefSeq, a predicted model, not a curated record
AUGCUUGAGACCCGCGAGUCCACGAUCCAGUCCGGCAACACUGUCCUACUCAGGGUUCCCAACGGUGACAUUCGCGGCAUUAAGAUUGAGCAGAACACGACCAUAUCCCUCGGUCGCUUCGGGUCUUUCCAUGCCAAUGAGCUGCUGGGCGAGCCGUAUGGCCUCACCUACGAGAUUAAGGAGAAGAAAUUGACCGUCAUACCUCCGAAGAGCUUCGAAGAGAUCGAGGACACCGAGGCCACGAAUGAACUCAUCAACGACGGACAAUUUGUACAGCCUCUGACUGCACAAGAGAUACAUGCUCUUAGGCAGUCUGGCGUGCAUGCGUCUGAGAUCAUCAAGAAGCAGAUUGAGCAGCACGCCAACUAUGCUCUCAAGACGGAGUACUCGAAGGAGAAGUACAAGAAACGCAAGGAGGCCAAGUUCUCCAAGGCGUUCACCACUGUUGAGCCGACUUUAUUCAACGUAUGCAAUUACUGGUUCAACAAGGACCAAAAUCGCAUCCGCGACCUACGCCCAGACUCUUUGGCGCAGAUCCUUACGCAUGCGAAUGUGCGACCUGGAGGUCGCUAUAUCGCAGUCGACGACGCGUCGGGGAUGCUCGUUGCAGGCAUUCUCGAGCGAAUGGGAGGGGAGGGUCGAUUGAUCACUAUAUGCGAUGUGGACUCGCCACCCGCCUACCCCGUCAUUGUGAAUAUGAACUUCAAACCUGGCGUCACAUCUGUGCUAUCUUCCCUCAAUUGGGCCACUGCGGACGAGGAUUACUCGCCUUUGAUUGCAUCUGCGGAUGCGGAUGAGGACGCCGAAGCACGGUCGGAACGGCAGAAGGCCCGCCUCAACAAACGCAAAGCUACAGGAGAAGGAUUGUUGAACCUCCGGGAAGAGCUCUUCACGGGCGAGUUUGAUGCUCUCAUCGUUGCAAGUGCCUACGAACCGUGGUCCAUAUUGGAGAAAUUGUAUCCCUACUUGGCGGGUUCGGCACCUAUCGUAUUCCACAGCCCGUACCACCAGGUCAUCGUCGACCUAGCCGCUCGCGUGCGUGGCAGGUCUGGCUACCUUGCGCCCACCGUCGUCGAGCCAUGGUUGCGGCAAUACCAGGUGUUGCCCGGGCGAACUCAUCCAACUAUGAACACCUCCGGUACUGGAGGCUACUUCUUUCAUGCUCUCAAGGUGUACGACGACCCAAAUGCAUCCGCCGCUGUUGUACUGCGACAGCGCAAGGUCAAGAAGGCGCGGACGGAUGAACCCGCACGCCCUCGAGUAGGCGUGAUAAGGGAGGAUCCCUCGGUAUCGGCGUCUACAACGCCAGGGCCUUCAGUAGAAGAAGGCAGGGGUACAUAUCCCUCGACCUCGACACCAGCACCUACAUCGCAAACUACGCUGCCUGAACGAAAUACAAAGGAGGCGGAGGUGAAGGCAGAAGACGCGGAUUCAACCAUGGCAGACUCCAGUCAUACAUUAUAGCAUUCGUAUCAUACGCUCGCAUUGGAAAUCUCGCCAUAUCUGUGCAAUACUAGAGUACAGGCAAACCACAAGGCUGUCGAUAACUAUGCAUACAAUCAGG